GUUGCUAACUCGUUUUAUUCAUAACCUAUGUCGAGCGCGAUAUGUGUGCAGUACGAUUUGCCGCUACUGGUCAUGUCAAGAUAGUUGUCUAUAAAGUUAAAUGAACCAUAAACAACAAAUUGUACGCCUCGGAUGUCGUGUGAGACGAUACGCCUGUCUUUGAUUCGGCAGAAUUUAAUAUCGAGUAAGCAUCAACCGAAGUUAAAUCUUUAAUAGUAUUUGCAAAAGACUAUUUCGAGACAGUGGACAAAAUACUGUGGUUGCGAUUCAUUUUACUGAUACCUACGUUACUUGCCUAAUUUCAAGCACUAUACUGAACUAAAGUAACAAAAUCCUUACAAGCAUAUAUAUUGAAUGGACAAUAACAUAAUUUAUUUAAAGAAUAUAUGGGUCAUAUACCUCAUAAUCUAAUAUCCAACAAUGAUAUUUGACUUCUUGAAAAAGAUCUUUGGAUGGGCAGAUGAAGGAUCUAGAAAGCGGAAAGCUUCUGAGUCUUGCAGUUUCGAAAGAGGACAUAUAACACAGAAAAAACUUAAAACUGAUUGCAAUACACUACAUUGGAUGGAGGAGUAUUCCGAUAUUGAUGAUAGUGAGAACGAUGAUGUUGUAUAUCUGGGAGAGCAAAAGUUUUCACCGGUAAAUUCAUGCACCAAGUUGAAUGGCACCCAUACGAAAAAGCUCCAACCUUAUCAAUUUCAUUCAACAAACUCGUCUCUUGCAUAUAAACCUGUCUGUUCGUCAUUACAUUGCAAUAAGUCCACCAUGUCGCCAUGUUUUGCCAGUCAAAAACACACAAUGCAAGGUGCUGGCAGCAAAUGUCUCACCCUAGUCAGAACCAAUCAGCUGAAGGAGAGAUAUCAGUAUGAAGAGUUGCUGCAAAACUUUCUUCCCAAUAAAAUACAAAUAUUGAAGGAUAAACGUAUUGAGCAUAUUCCAGUGCAAAAUGUCGAAGUUAUUGACUUGGACGACAAUACAGAGGAUCUGUCGGCCGAAAAGAUGCGGCAGAUCACCACGAAGACAGUUGAGACGGCAUCACGUUGGCGUGGUAAGAAUUUGUUAAACAACACUAGAACAGACAAAGGGAAGGUUCCUACUUUAGACCAUAAGGAGAAGAAAGAUGCAUUGUAUCAGCAAUCUGACAUAAUCAGAAAUGAGAGAAUCGAUACAAGCAGGGUGAAGUCGGUGUCUUCACCACCAAUCGAGCCUGUUGCGACGAACUCGCUGCGCGACAAACUGGCGGCCAAAACAGUCAUGAGGCAGGAUUUUAUUCCUGAGGUCGUCAAGAGGUAUAAUGAACGGGUCGAGCAGCGGUAUAGAGAAGCCGAGGAGUUGAAAAGAAUGACAUGCGUUCUCUCGAAGCACAAUCGGUAUGCGAGGGAAGCGGCUCUGGAGGAACAAUUGGCGCGCUCCAUGAAACAGUGUAUGGCAGUCCUAGACGAGAGAGAGGACCUGGAAGAAACGUUGUUACCUAAGCUGACCGAUGAAAUACUGCACGAAGUUAAGAACGCUCUCGUGCCGUGUCCACAGGACGAGGUACUCGCGGAGGGUUUCGGUUUGAGGAUCACGCGGAAGGACAUUCACACUUUGUCCGGCCUCAACUGGUUGAAUGACGAAGUGAUCAACUUCUAUAUGAAUCUGCUGAUCAAUCGUGGUACAACUGGCAAGUUUCCAAAGGUGUACGCGAUGAACACCUUCUUUUAUCCGAAAUUGCUGUCGGGUGGUCACUCGUCCUUGAAACGAUGGACACGAAAGGUGGACAUAUUCGCGCAGGAUCUCAUGGUCGUGCCUAUACAUUUGGAUGUUCACUGGUGUAUGUCAAUAAUAGAUUUCAGGGACAAAUCUAUCGUUUAUUACGACAGCAUGGGCGGCAAUAACCCGAAGUGUCUCGCGGCAUUGAAGCAAUAUCUGCAGGACGAAAGUCUGGACAAGAAGAAGCAGACGUACAAUAUGAACGAUUGGAAGUUGCAGGUUGCGAAAGACAUUCCACAACAGAUGAACGGCAGCGAUUGCGGUGUAUUCUCUUGCAUGUUCGCGGAGUAUAUCUGCGCAAACAAGAAGAUAACGUUUACGCAGCAGGACAUGCCGUACUUUAGGAACAAAAUGGUUUACGAGAUAUUGAAAAGUAAACUGUUGUAAACGAAUAACAGACAUUAUGGCUUCUGCGAAUUAGGUAAUAA
Harpegnathos saltator (Jerdon's jumping ant) is the source of this 2177-nucleotide messenger RNA. RefSeq names its product sentrin-specific protease 1. The transcript is spliced from 3 exons. The record is from RefSeq and is a predicted model, not a curated record. The coding region runs from base 421 to 2136 and encodes 571 amino acids. Gene Ontology annotation, biological process: protein desumoylation; proteolysis. Gene Ontology annotation, molecular function: deSUMOylase activity. Lineage: Eukaryota; Metazoa; Arthropoda; Insecta; Hymenoptera; Formicidae. Gene Ontology annotation, cellular component: nucleus.